Molecule: messenger RNA, 4368 nt
Organism: Poecilia latipinna (sailfin molly)
Lineage: Eukaryota; Metazoa; Chordata; Actinopteri; Cyprinodontiformes; Poeciliidae
Gene: arl14
Product: ADP-ribosylation factor-like 14
Exons: 1
Coding region: 3669-4271 (200 amino acids)
Molecular function (GO): GTP binding; GTPase activity
Source: RefSeq, a predicted model, not a curated record
AUGCUGCUGGUAAUGAAGCGGAUAUGCUCUUGAAGCAAUGCAGCUGACUUCACGGGCAGCAGCGACAUGUCAGAGAAAGUUCCAGUAAGCCACACUUGAUUUACUACUGCUUUCACUUCCUACACUGUAAACCAUGACUAUGUUAUCAUCUGAGUGCAACCAUAAGAGCUAUUUUUUUUUUAUUAUUAUUGUUAUUUAACAGGUUACCUGAUGCCUUAUUUAUUGAGUUUUGGAUGUCUCUGGCAGAUCGAGAAGAUCUGCAUACUGUAUGUUUAAUCUCUGUCCUUCUGUACCUCAGUAGAAGUUUACAAUAAAAACAUUUUACUCUUGAGAAGUUUGAAUUCUGAGUAUUUAAACUAUGCUCAUCUAUAUAAAAUAUGCAUCUUUUAGCAAAUCUGUAAUACCAGAAGCCAGAAAAAAAAUCAUUUCUAGUACUUUACAUAUCAGUGUUUGUAUACAUGUCUUUAUCUCGCACGUGGCAAGAUAAAAAGCACGUGCAAGAUCACAGGUAUUUAGAACCUGCUAGUUCUAAGUACCUUGCUCAAGAGCACGAAACAUGAAAACAUAAGCAGUUGUCAUCAGAUAAAGCCAUCCUGUUGUGCUUUUCAUCACCUUUUCUGGAAUUUGAAUGAGCUGUGUGCUCAUAACAAGGACGCUGUGUCUAAAUAAACACAUGGUUGUAAAUCGGUCAGUUUACUGUGGCUCCUACAUGAGUCACUACUGGUGAGCUAAAGCUGGGAAACGCAUGAGCUUGUCGGACCGCACCAGCUAUGCUCCCGUUGGGUUAGAAAUAGCUUCUUCUCAAUGUCAUCCAUGCAAGAUAAGUCGCCCUGAAAGGAGAGUACACAACUCCUAAUACCUCUUCCAGCACCUCAGUAAGUUUUGUAAGGGGGCCCAAAUGAGAAGGCAAGGGAAGGCAAAUGGAUAGCAGUCUUGGGGUGACGCAUCAAACGAAGCAAACUCAAAAAAGAAGAAAGUGAAAUGUUCAAAGUUGUAGUUUUUGUGUAGAUGAAAUUAUGCACAUCCGAAAAUAUUCCAUUUUAAUUCCAGGUUGAGAGGUGGCAAAACACAGAACAAUCUGAAGGAGGUGAAUACUUUCACAGGUCACUGUACUCUGUACCAUGGAAAAAAAAAAAAUAACUGGAACAAGCCUUUUCAUAUUUAUUUAUAGGGGUGGACAUUGUCCCCCUUGGUGGCACCUCUGACUCAAGGUCGGAGACGGCGUGCAGCAGGUGGACUGACUUAAUAUAGCUUGAACAUGAUCUUAUUGCAAUGCCCACGCCCCUCCCGCUACCCCCGCAUUGGUGUCAAACAGCCCUAUAAGCAAAAUGUGUCACACUUCAGUGUUACCGGAACACUUUACUUUCCCGUGUGUACUUGGCAAAUAUAAGCGAAAGAACAGAAGGGUAUUGACAACAGAGGGAAGAGUGCCUGUGGGAAGAAAGAACAACAUUUACUUCAUUUUGGGAGCCGUCAAUAAGUCACGUGAGUUUUCAACCAGCAUGGGGCAACACGAAUCCAAAGCCUCUGUCGAAGCCCGCGUUAUUUUCUACCGCUGUUGUCCAGAAGACAUGAGCCCGAAAAUGGAUCCAUCCCCUACUCCGUCCUCCGUCGUUCACAUUCAGAGGAAGGUGCCGUCUCCGAUGAGAUGUCUACGCCAUUCUGCCCGGACCACGGAGAACUCCUCAGCCCACUCCUGGCCUCUGAGUCGCCCUGACACAGAGGGACUGGUGUACGUGAUGGAUAACCCAACUGGUGGCGUCUGGGUGAAGCCGAGGGAAAAAUGGACCAGAUCCUGAUGGGAAGAGAAUUUGAACAAUGGAACGCCAUGGAUUUUUACCGGAAGAAUCAGUCGAGCCGUGACUGAAUACCUUCCUGUUCGAGGUUCCUUUCAUUUGGGUUCCCUAAAGCUGAUGCUCAGCUACACUGCAGCUUGUGGAGCGGGGUGGGCGUGAAGGCCUGUUAGUCUCUGGGGAGGAGGUUGUACACCGAUCACUGCAGUGAUUUAAGUGUAACUGUGGGUUAUGCUGAGCAAGCAGAAGCCUGCGUUUACAAACACGGUGUUACAUGUGUACUGCCAUGUGUUGCUCAUCUACAUUGAUCCAUUAGAUUUUGCUAUGGAUACAGUCGUUUGAGUAAAAUUAAAGAAGUCAAAGCAACGAGAGAAGUCAAGUCUGAUAAAGUGCUUGAACCACUUUGAUUGGGAUGUGUAUCUGUAGAACCUUCCAAAGUCUGACCUGAGCUUUAUUUAUUUUUCUCUCCUUUUUAUUUAUUUAUGUUCAUUGCUAGAGCACUGAAAAUGAAAAAAAUAAAUGCAACUGAUUUGUAUUUAUUAUGUCUUGAUAUUUUAGUUUGAAUGUAAAACAUUGAGAAUUAGAACUAGUGCAUUUUUUUAAGUCUGACCACAUUUCUUUUCACUUUAUUUAUUAUUUGUGCAUAUGUUUUUUUUAAAUUAUUUUUAAAAUUGUUCUUACUGAAAGAUGUGGUGUGUCUGACACCAGUGUCUACAUUGAACAUUUUAGCGUCUGUUGUUUUGAGUACACAGACUCCAUGAAUAACAUUUUCCACACUUGAUUUAAGUUUAAUUGCCUAAUGCAACUUGAUUUAUACUCAAUCAGGGGAAGGCGUAAAGAUUUAUAGUCUUGUAUCAUGAUGGUCAAAUAUUGCUUAUAUUUAAAAUAUUUUAUGAUUACUUGGAUUUGUCAUUAAGUUGAGUGGAUUUUUAAAUUGUUAAAAAUUGUAAAUUUAUUGUCUCAGUCACGUGUUAACUAUAGUACUUUCUGACACGGAGGGGCAGAAGAGAGAUGUUUGUUUACCCCCAAAGGGCUGUUUGAUAUGUCUGCACACCAACAGUGCUAUAAUUGCUGAAAUUAGCAUCAUAUUUACUGAUUCCACUUAUAAAUAAAAUUUUUUUUUUCUUUUUUGAUGGAAUCUGGUGCUUGUUUUUUUACUUUUGUGGUUUCAAAUACACUUUAACUGCUGAGUUGAAGUCUUGUUCUGUUGCAUACAUUUUCUAAAACAUAAUUUAAAGUUAAUAAAAUCCUUAUCGAUUUUGUUGUGAGAAAUGGGAACGUUCAGUUGCUUGUUCAGGUGUUUCGAACACAACAGAUACAGGAAAGUAUAAAAGCUUUUAUAUUCAGGGCGCUCAAACUUGAAUUAUUACAUAAAUUAUGUAAGAUAUCUUCAAAACAUUGCAAUUGUUCAAAACACAGUUUCGAUUUGUGAAGUUCAAAAAGGAAUAUUCUGCUUUUAUGACCACAAAGAGGAUGGUAGGAUGUCAUUUAUUUAUUCAACAACCGUCACUACCUGUUAAACAAAUACCUAAUCACUCAUCCCUUCAUAAUGUUCCCAUAAAAAUAUCAUGUCUAAAUGCAUAUUUUUAGUCAUAGGUUUAGCAGCAUGUAAGCUAAAUGGUUACAUUUGAAAGAGACGUGGUCAAGAAUAAAACUAUUUUUGGUUGGUGGAAAAAUCGUGUGACUCCAAAUGAAGGAUAGGUCGAAACUUUGCCCCCGUUUCCGCAACUUAUCAGUGUACAGUGAAUCAUAGUCAGCACAGAGAUAAUAGCUUAUCUAUUAAACUCCGGGCAACGCAUUAUGCAAACAAGACACCAGGCCGGUUAUGCGGCUGCCCCUCAUACCACUAAAGAGUCUGUGUGAAUUCACGCCGCCAUGGGCCACCCGAUCUCCAAACCACAGGUUCAAGUCCUUCUUCUGGGCCUGGACAACGCUGGAAAAUCCACUCUUCUCUACAAACUGAAGCACAACGCUAGCGUCUCCACCGUCCCGACGAUCGGCUUUAACGUGGAGAUGUUGGACGCCAGAAAAAACAGGAAGAACAUCGCCGUGACCGUGUGGGACGUCGGUGGUCAGGACAAGAUGCGCGAACACUGGCAGGACUAUUACCAAAACGCGGCGGCCGUCGUGUUCGUGGUGGACGCCUCGGACUUUGGGCGCAUGGACGAGGCGCGCAGUGAGAUGGAGAGGGCGCUGCGCAGCGACCAUCUGCGGGGCUGCCCGGUCGUUCUGCUCGCCAACAAGCAGGACGUGAGCGGUGCGCUGACCGUCACCGAGAUGAAGGACAGGUUCAACAUGAGGAGGAUGUGCGCGGGUCGGGACUGGCUCGUUCAGCCUUGCUCCGCUUCGACGGGGUUCGGAGUCGAGGAGGCUUUUAGGCGAGUGGUUCAAAUGGUCAGACUCCCCUCUGAGACUGGAGCGGUCAAAGACAAUAUCAAGGAUAGGGUGCACUACCUGCGAUCGAAUAGCAAACAAUAAGCUUAUCAUGUAAGAUAUGUACCACUUCUAACUUAUUUCCGCCAACAGCAAACUUAGCGGUCAUAUUAUGCAAAUAAUUGUUCUGUGGAGUUCACUG